Messenger RNA from Temnothorax curvispinosus, 1728 nucleotides. RefSeq names its product zinc finger and BTB domain-containing protein 17-like. Lineage: Eukaryota; Metazoa; Arthropoda; Insecta; Hymenoptera; Formicidae. The transcript has 2 exons. The record is from RefSeq and is a predicted model, not a curated record. Gene Ontology annotation, biological process: regulation of transcription by RNA polymerase II. Gene Ontology annotation, cellular component: nucleus. Gene Ontology annotation, molecular function: DNA-binding transcription activator activity, RNA polymerase II-specific; RNA polymerase II cis-regulatory region sequence-specific DNA binding. The coding region runs from base 823 to 1347 and encodes 174 amino acids.
CUUAAUAAAAUAUUAAAAAAGAAUUGCGUUUUAUUUAGACUUUUUAUAUAACUUGUGGGGCCGCAUGUGCCUCUAUAGUCUAUCAAGAUGCCACCACGCUAAUUAUUUAACCGCACGCGGACAAAAUACGCUUUCUCGCGAACGCUCGGCCUUCGCUCGAACUUAGAUAUAUGUAUGAAUAAAUUCGACUCAUUUUCAUCAAAUUCAUCUCAUUUUGAGACACAAGGAAAAACCAUGCUAUGAAAUGGCGUAAAAAAACUAUUCUAAAAUUUAUGGCAUUAUAGAAACAACGAAGUAAAAAGAAAUAAUUUAAAUAUUAUUUUUAUCAAAUAACAGGAGAGAUAUACUGCAAAAAUUUCAACAAUGCUAUAGAUGUAUAAACAUAAUACAGAAAUUCCUGGUUUGUUUUUGAAUGUGUCCGGACGAGGUAUAGAAUUAACGUUUGCCGAUCGUUAAACUGGAUACCGUAGGCGAUAUUUUCGAUUAGUACGUCGAUUACACGCGCAGCAACGAUACUGUGUGUAAUUGUGAAAUAUCUCGUUAAUUAAAAGUCAAUCAUAAAAGAGUUUUAAAAAGCGCACUCGUAACAGCUUCGAUGGAUAACACGUGUCUCUAUAUAUGAACCUUUAUCCACGGAGUAUCGAAAAAUGCCAAAGAUCGAACAGAAGUUCGACGAGUGAAGAAAAGGAAAAAGGAAAGUCAAUUGCCAAACCCUCUAUCGAAUUGCCGAGAAAUUCAAAACCAUAUACGUUUGCAUAUUAGAGACGCGUGCCUUUAACUCGAAUUGAAACAUCAAAGAGACGCCGCGCCGCUAAGAUCUCAAUGUAUCAAGGCUGCAUCCAUUCUAUCGAGAAACUGCAAUACGAAUUAAAAUCAUACGGCUGUGAUCUACGAGUCUCCAACCCGAUUCAAUUGGACGAUCAUGUUUUCGCGAAUCAUGCAGAAGUCACAGCUCUCAAAUUCUGUCAUUGCUCGAGGAUCUUCGCCGACGAGAAAUCGCUUAAAAAUCAUAUUCAAGUGAAGCACAAGUUACAAUAUUGUCGCUGUUCAUUUUGCAGUACACCUUACGAAAAUUUUAGACGUUUGAAGACGCUCAGUAAACAAUAUAUGUGUCCAUACUGUCACAAAUGUUUCUACAGAUGGAAAGAUUUAAGUGUUCAUAUGAGCAUACACGAGAAGCUAAUGAGAUGCAAAAUAUGUGGGAAGAAGUUCAGUACAAAAUGGUUGAUGCGGCAGCAUUUGAUCGAUAAACAUUCAGAAAAGGAAUGCGAUUGGUCACCAAGUCAUUGUUCUACAGAUAUAAGAAAUCAAGGAGCAGCAAACAAGUUGCAGAACCAGAUUCACUAAUGGACAACCACCAAUAUAGUUAUUCUCGAAGAACAUACAAUAUACUCUCUUAUGGGAAAUCGCAUGAAUAAAAUGAAUUUUAUCCGGACAUCCAAUAUAAAGACUCCGAAGAAUUUUUACUUUUUUGUCGAUUUAUCGUUAGAAAUAACACUUAUUCUAACGAUAAAUCGAUUAAAUGUUUAUAGCGCAUAAAUAUAUCUCUUAAAUUAAUGACGUUAACGCGGGAUUAAAUAAAUAAAUUACAAAACAGAACGUAACAAAAGGAUAAAGAUUUUUCUCUGCUAGAGUGACACGUGCAAAUUACGCAUAAAAGACAAAAGAUUAAUGAAUAUUUUUGGUGUUCAAUAUACAAGUUUGUAUGCUGUUUGGCUGCUCAAAUAG